Messenger RNA from Heterobilharzia americana, 963 nucleotides. Lineage: Eukaryota; Metazoa; Platyhelminthes; Trematoda; Strigeidida; Schistosomatidae. The record is from the annotation of a GenBank genome assembly.
AUGACAUCGCGCACUCGAUCAAAAAGUCGAACAUACUAUUCUCAAGUUGGUGAUCAUUAUGUGGACAGCAAGAGCAAACAGCUACUUUUUCAAGAAGCUUCAACGUGCACAAUGGGAAGAACUAUGUUGAAGAGCGGAGAGGCGUUUGACCCAAAUGCAGCUGACAAUUUGAUAGAAAAACACUAUAAAAGAAGGAAGUCUCAUGGUUCUAUGUAUUGCUUGGUAGACAGAGUUAGAUUUCAAAAAAGUAGAGCUACGGGAUCUAGUUCAUACAGACCAGAUUUAACGUAUAGAGAAAUAAAACAUUUUUAUGAGCACAGAAGUCGACCAGAUUGCUUUACUCUAGGGGUAGAAGAUGAAAGAACUGGCAGACGUACAUAUGAGUCGUAUAAAUGUAAACGGCCCGAAGAUGUUGGUUUACUACGGAAUACAAUUAUCAAGGCUCAGCAAGACCCACAAUAUAUUCUGAGAGAUUCUGCACCUAUCCGUCAGAUAUCUGUGUCACCGACGUACUAUCAUGAGUCUCCACCUCGAAAUGGUCCAGUUACAGUUAUUACUGUCCCACGAGAGCAGAACAGAACAUACAUAGACUAUGAAAGGCAACCACGCACCCCUUCACCAGUGUAUGUAAGACCAGUAACUCGACAAGUCGUACGUCGUUCACCUACACCGGAGGAGGUUUACGUGUAUCGAAACAGUAGGCCAGUCAGUAUCGAACGCAAAUAUGAAAUAAGGGAGCGAAGUAGACCUCGUAGUGUUACCAGUUAUCGACCAACAUCUAGUCCAGGAGUUGUUGAUGAGGUUACCUAUCUGAAGGCAGAUAAUCAAACUGGAGCCCAAGUUACAUCUCAUGGUCCAAUAUACAUGUACGUGUCAAGAUGCAGAGUUGCGGAUGACAUAGUGUCAUCACCAGAUGUAGCAAGUUACCAACAGUCAAGAAGAAGCAUCUAUUAUGACAGAUAA